Dromaius novaehollandiae (emu) is the source of this 1992-nucleotide messenger RNA. RefSeq names its product complexin 2 (gene CPLX2). Bases 341 to 745 code for a protein of 134 amino acids. Gene Ontology annotation, cellular component: SNARE complex; terminal bouton. The transcript has 5 exons. The record is from RefSeq and is a predicted model, not a curated record. NCBI's taxonomy places the organism in Eukaryota, Metazoa, Chordata, Aves, Casuariiformes, Dromaiidae. Gene Ontology annotation, molecular function: syntaxin binding. Gene Ontology annotation, biological process: synaptic vesicle exocytosis; neurotransmitter transport; regulation of neurotransmitter secretion.
GGAGGCCGUGCGGCGGAGGGGGAGCCAGCACCGGGCCCCCCCCCGCCGUUACGGCUCCCGCCUCCCUUCCGGCGGCGGCUGCUUCCCUGCGCCGGGGGCGGACGGGCGGGUGGAGCGGAGCCGCGCCGAGCCGAGCCGCGCCGAGCCGAGCCGAGCCAGGGUCCUGCACUGCCUGAGAUGCCCAGCCGCCCCUGCCGGGCCCUUGCCCCACUGCCCUAGGCGCUGAAGCCAGCGGACGCCCGGCGCUGCACGCACCAAGGCGGCCCCCGGUCAGUGAGCCCAGCGGACGGCGGUGGAUGAGCGCUCGGCCCCGGCCUAGCCGCACUCGCACACCGGCACCAUGGACUUUGUCAUGAAGCAGGCGCUGGGCGGGGCCACCAAGGACAUGGGGAAGAUGCUGGGGGGCGAGGAGGAGAAGGACCCCGACGCGCAGAAGAAGGAGGAGGAGAGGCAGGAGGCGCUGCGCCAGCAGGAGGAGGAGCGGAAAGCCAAGCACACCCGCAUGGAGGCCGAGCGGGAGAAGGUCCGGCAGCAGAUCCGCGACAAGUACGGGCUGAAGAAGAAGGAGGAAAAGGAGGCCGAGGAGAAGGCAGCGCUGGAGCAGCCAUGUGAGGGCAGCCUGACGCGCCCCAAGAAGGCAAUCCCGGCAGGCUGCGGCGAUGAGGAGGAGGAGGAGGAAGAGAGUAUCCUGGACACCGUGCUCAAGUACCUGCCCGGCCCACUGCAGGAUAUGUUCAAGAAGUAACAGCACCGCCAACCCCGCCAUGGGGUGCUGGGGCAUGGGCGCCCUUCCCCUCCCCCUCCAUCCCUUCCUCUGGCCCUGGGGGGGGGGGGGCCCCGCACCCCUCCCCAUCACCCCUGCCUUGACCAGACCACCGCCCCCCGUCCCGUCCAGGCAGGGCCCCCCCUGACCACGCUGUGCCAAAGGGGAGUGUCCCUGGCCGGACAGGGCGAACCGGGACCAAAUGCACUGACAUAACCUCAGAGCAGGCCGGGGCACCCCGGGCCCUGCAGGAUCCUGGGGUGGCUCCCCGUGUCCUCCAGCCCCAGCCCUCCCUUUGCCCCACCUCCCUCCUGCCCUCCUGCGCACGCCGGGGGGCCCCGGCCGGCCCCCCCCCCCCAGCACUGCCACCCCCAGCCCCUUCCUGCCCAAAGCACAAAGCCAGGCGCCCUGCCCGCAGCUCCCCAGCCCCCGGUCCCUGGGCACGGGGGUCCCCCCAGGCCGCCCGGUGUGCCCCCGCACCGGGGGGUCGCGGGGGACCCUCUCCCCGCAUCUCUGGCCCCAUAGUUAAAGCCAUAUCAGUUAGACUGCAAUACUUCAGCACCAGGAGGAGCUGGCGCCGCGCUCCGCCGACCGUGUACAAAGGCGCGUGCGGGGCAGGGCCCCCCCUGCCUCGUCCCCCCCGCCCUGUCCCCGCCGUCCCCACCGCUCGCUCGUCCGUGUCUCGGCCCCGCUGGCCCCUGUUCUCGCGUUAGUGUCUCCGUGCCAGGGUGCGCCCCGUUGCUCCAUGCGUCCUCGUGUUCGCCGCUCACGCCCCCGCCCCGCCGUUCCCGGGGCCCCCGCAGCGCCAAGCCGAGUGCCCCGCGCUGCCCGGGGGGCCCUGCUCUGCCCUGUGCCCGUGGGCCGCAAUAAACCCAGCGCGGAGCCGAGGGCUGCUGAGCCGGUCCCGGGCUGUCCGCGCACAGCUACCAGGCUGGGAGCACCCGGCUGCCUCCCCUGAACGCUGGACGCACAGUUCUCCCGGGCCUGGCAACGGACCUCUCGGGCAGGGCGCCCUGGGCACGUCCCCGCGCCCCGACGGGGGGAUACGGGGGCAUGCCAUCGCCCCCACCCCGUCCCUCGCCCCGCCGUGCUCCCGCCCCCUUGCGCUUCCUCCGCCACAGGCCCCCAGCCACUCACGGAGGGCGGCGCGGGGCCUCGCAGCCAUGCCGUGACCAUCCUGCUCGAACUAGUCUUUGACAAACUAAUAAAAUAAAGGGAUUUGUACAUUG